AUGGCUGAAGAGCAACAAAACUCAAGUUUCAACAAUGGUGAAAACAUCAUUACUCCUGAAGAAGUUGCUUCGUUCCUGCCGAAAACUGUUGAAGAAGGUGGAUGGGAGAAAUGUUGGGAAGAACAGAUAACACCAUGGGACCUUGGAAGAGCCACACCUCUCAUUCUCCAACUUGUUGACUCUUCCUCUCUCCCUCUUGGCCGUGCUCUUGUCCCCGGCUGCGGCGGAGGUCACGACGUUGUUGCGAUGGCAAGCCCCGAACGUUUCGUUGUAGGAUUGGAUAUUUCCGAAACCGCCCUCAAGAAAGCUACUGAGACUUACGGUUCCUCACCUAAGGCCAAGUACUUUGAGUUCGUGAAGGAAGACGUAUUCACAUGGCGUCCUAACGAAUUGUUCGACUUCAUCUUCGAUUACGUGUUCUUCUGUGCCAUUGAACCGGAGAUGAGAUCUCCAUGGGCUAAGUCUAUGCAUGAACUCUUAAAACCCGACGGCGAACUCAUAACUCUCAUGUAUCCGAUUACCGACCACGAGGGUGGACCUCCCUACAAAGUAGAUGUCUCAACCUACGAAGAUGUUCUGGUUCCGGCAGGAUUUAAGGUUGUGUCCAUCGAGGAGAAUCCAUACGCCAUUGCCACUCGUAAGGGCAAAGAGAAGCUUGGGAGGUGGAAGAAGAUCAAUUGA
This is a messenger RNA of Microthlaspi erraticum, 681 nucleotides long. NCBI's taxonomy places the organism in Eukaryota, Viridiplantae, Streptophyta, Magnoliopsida, Brassicales, Brassicaceae. The record is from the annotation of a GenBank genome assembly.